Messenger RNA from Cucurbita moschata (crookneck pumpkin), 3232 nucleotides. Its product is annotated as exocyst complex component SEC15A-like. Gene Ontology annotation, biological process: exocytosis; Golgi to plasma membrane transport; intracellular protein transport. The transcript is spliced from 3 exons. Gene Ontology annotation, cellular component: membrane; exocyst. The coding region runs from base 485 to 2860 and encodes 791 amino acids. NCBI's taxonomy places the organism in Eukaryota, Viridiplantae, Streptophyta, Magnoliopsida, Cucurbitales, Cucurbitaceae. The record is from RefSeq and is a predicted model, not a curated record.
AUAUUUUUUUUUGGUUAUUAUCUCUGAGAUCAGGUCCUCUUCAUUCUCCAUGACUCUUCAACUAUUUCUCCAUUGUUCUAGCGUCUCUAGACUCGAAUUUCAGAUUCUGAAACAGUUUCUCUUUAAUCUCUCGGACCUCCGGUAAGAAAUCUGGCAACGAAUCGGAGUGGAGUCCGGUACAAUCCGCUUUAAUCGAUCGGAGCGACGAAGAGGAAGAGAAUUCCGGGGAUUUUCUCGCUUGGAUCAUUGCGCAUUUUGAAGAACAAAUAAUGGAACGAAAUUUCGGUACGGUCUCGUUCAAUCGUAGAGGAGAACCUUCACAUUAGAUGCUAAUCUCUCCAUUUCGCAGUCUCUGUCUCCCCAUGUUUGAUCAGAUCCUCCCCUGAAGUGUUCAUCAAAGUCGGUUAUGGGGCACUGAAUUCAUAUUCCAUAAUUGAGGGAUCAUGUUCUACAACCCUUCCUUGCUAUAAGUUUGAUCUUAAUAAUGGAGGGAAAACCAAAGAGGAGAGCUGCUGCAGAGAAUGGGGAAACAGCCGAAGACCUAGUACUUGCAACAUUAAUUGGCAAUGGCGAGGAUCUCGGUCCAAUUGUUCGACAUGCAUUUGAAAUGGGUCGACCAGAAACUCUCCUUCAUCAGUUGAAGAAUGUUGUAAAAAAGAAAGAAGUUGAAAUCGAGGAGUUGUGCAAGACUCACUACGAGGAAUUUAUCCGUGCAGUUGAUGAACUUCGUGGGGUUCUGGUCGAUGCUGAAGAGCUGAAGGCUGAACUAUCGACCGAUAAUUUUAAAUUGCAAGAGGUUGGGAGUGUGCUUUUGAUUCGACUCGAAGAGCUUCUGGAAUGUUAUUCAAUAAAAAAGAAUGUGACUGAAGCCAUCAAAAUGUCCCAGAAUUGUGUUCAGGUGCUUGAUCUUUGUGUCAAGUGCAAUGAUCAUAUUUCUAAAGGCCAGUUCUACCCUGCAUUGAAAAAUGUCGAUCUGAUUGAAAAGAAUUAUUUGAAGAACAUUUCUGUCAAGACACUAAGAAUGGUCAUUGAAACAAGAAUUCCUGUGAUCAAAUCUCAUAUUGAAAAGAAAGUGUCCACUCAAUUCAAUGAAUGGCUUGUUCAUGUAAGGAGUUCUGCUAAGGUUAUCGGGCAAACGGCUAUCGGCCAUGCUGCAACUGUUCGACAAAGAGACGAGGAAAUGUUAGACCGUCAGAGGAAGGCUGAGGAACAGAACAUUUCAGGGAUAGGAGAUUUUUCAUAUACUUUGGAUGUCGGAGAUUUCGAUGAGGACUCCAUUCUAAAGUUUGACCUUAUACCUCUUUAUCGAGCGUAUCACAUUCAUACAUGUCUUGGGAUCAAAGAGCAGUUUCGUGAAUAUUACUACAGGAACCGAAUGUUGCAGCUUAAUUCCGACUUGCAGAUUUCUUCGUCUCAGCCGUUUAUCGAGUCCUAUCAGACCUAUUUAGCUCAAAUUGCAGGAUAUUUCAUAGUGGAGGAUCGUGUGAUGAGGACUGCUGAAGGGCUACUAUCAGCUGAACAGGUUGAAGCAAUGCUGGAAACUGCUGUUGUCAAGGUGACAUCAGUGCUGGAGAUACAAUUUUCCCUCAUGGAUUCUGCAACUCACCUUCUCCUGGUGAAGGAUUACGUUACUCUUCUGGCAUCUACUCUUAGACAAUAUGGAUAUGAAGUCGGGCCGGUUCUCGAGACGUUGAACAAAAGCCGGGACAAAUACCACGAGCUUCUUUUGGAGGAGUGUCAGCAACAAAUAGUGGAUGUUCUAGCUAAUGACACCUACGAGCAGAUGGUCCUGAAAAAAGAUAGCGAUUACGACAACAACGUGCUCGCCUUUAAUCUGCAGACAUCUGAUAUAAUGCCUACAUUUCCGUUCAUAGCGCCAUUUUCUUCCACCGUUCCUGAUGUAUGCCGCAUCGUGAGGUCCUUCAUUAAAGGGUGUGUUGAUUACUUGUCCUACAGUGCACAUUCUAAUCUUUUUGAGGUUGUGAAGAAAUAUUUGGAUAGGAUCCUAAUUGAUGUUUUAAAUGAAGCAAUACUCAAUAUUAUCCAUGGUGCAUCCUUUGGUGUUUCUCAAGCGAUGCAAAUUGCUGCGAAUAUAACAGUUUUGGAAAGAGCCUGUGACUAUUUCAUCAGGCAUGCAGGUCUGUUAUGUGGAAUGCCUAUUCGAUCAGUCGAGAGGCCACAAAGCGGUUUCGCUGCCAAAGUUGUUCUUAAAACUUCAAGGGAUGCGGCUUAUAUUGCAUUGUUGACUUUGGUGAACACGAAGUUAGAUGAGUUCAUGGCUCUUACAGAGAAUAUUGGUUGGACUUCUGAGGAGGUUACUGCAAAUGCAAAUGACUAUAUAAAUGAAGUGCUUAUUUAUCUCGACACGAUAAUGUCGACCGCACAACAGAUUUUACCGAUGGAAGCUUUGUACAAGGUCGGGAGUGGCGCUCUCGAUCAUAUCUCCUACUCUAUAGUUUCAGCUUUUCUUAGUGAUAGUGUGAAAAGGUUUAACGUGAAUGCAGUGAUGAGCAUCAACAGUGACCUGAAAAUGCUGGAAGCUUUUGCAGAUGAGAGAUUCCACAGCACGGGACUGAGCGAAAUCUACGGAGGAGGAGGAGGAAGUUUCCGAAACUGUUUAAUGGAAGCUCGACAAUUAAUCAACCUUUUGCAGAGCAGUCAGCCGGAGAACUUCAUGAAUCCGGUGAUCAGAGAGAGGAAUUACAACAUGUUGGAUUAUAAGAAAGUGGCUAGCAUUUGUGAGAAGUUCAAGGACUCCGCUGAUGGCAUCUUUGGUAGCCUUUCUAGCAGAAACACCAAGCAAAACACCCGCAAGAAAUCAAUGGACGUGUUGAAGAAAAGACUUAAAGAUUUUAACUGAGCCUUCUCAACAUCUCUUGUUGAAUAAUAUAUAUGCCUGUACAGGUGUUUUGGCUCCUCCUAGCUUAUUUAUUUGGAUCAUCUGUUGUGUAUUAUCAUUUGAUUUGGUGCCUUAAUUUUAGGUAUAAUAAAGCAAGCCCCCCACAUGCUUGCUUCUCUUCGGCUUCUUCGUGCUUAAAGCUCCUCUGCCAUUGUGACUCAAAAGGGAAGAGAUUUUUGGUCAGUAGUACUCACUCUUCUUUGCUUCAUUGUUCAUUGUUUAUGUUCAUUAGAAACAUGUUCUUGAGUCCAUUGUAUGACACACAAGUCUUGGACAUAAAAAUAAGCUUGUCUUAAACUAUUUUUAAGAAUAAAUUAGGUUGGUUCGACGUCA